UCGAACAAUCGAACGCUUCGUCCCCUCCAGCAUCGACGCUGACUGCAUCUUGUAUUGAGUGCUCGUAUUCGCGACGGAUGUGCAUCACAGAACCACGUGACUUAAUAGCCCAUAAAUAACAAUUGAAAAUUUCUUAAUUUUCAUUAUUUUUAAUAGAUUUUAAAAUCAUAAUUGAUUGAAAUACUGAACAGUAUAUUGUAAAUUUUAAUUUCAUAAUAACGUUAUAUUUUAUAAAUCGAAAUGGAACUCGAGAAUCAAAAAAAUACAAAUCAAACAGCAGAGGAACAACCGUUGAAAGCUGAAAUACCAACGAAUAUACAGAACUUGAGGUUUUUGGGUAAAUUGAAAUAUGUGAAAGCGAAUAUUACAGUGGAGCCUGUUUUGGCGUUGUUUGUGAUGCCUAGUGUUCUAGCGAUGUUGGCUACCCAGAAUCUAAAUUUGGACAAGGCGUGUCGAGUGAAUUUGGAAUUCGAAGAUCUCGUUUGUACCAAUCUGAGACUUAGAAAGCGAGCAAAUCACACAUUCGAAGAAGACGAGGUGCAAAAAUUAAUAGCCUCUGUUCAAGCUUGGAAAAGUGUUAUUUUAACGGCUGUUCCGACAACCCUGAUGCUGUUCAUAGGCGCUUGGAGUGACAAGACAGGAAGGCGGAAAAUUUGCAUGACGAUGCCGAUCAUCGGGGAAAUCAUGACAUGUCUUCUGAAUAUAACUAACACGUAUUUUUUCUAUGAAGUCCCAGUGGAGUUGACUGUAUUUAUGGAGGUCAUAUUUCAAUCACUCACGGGGGGAUGGUACACAAUGCUGCUCGGUACUUUUAGCUACCUGGGUGAUAUCACAUCUAAGGAGACGAGAACAUUUCGCUUGGGAAUACUGAGUUUGUGUAUGACCAUUGGAUUCCCAAUAGGGAUGGGUUUGAGUGGUGUGCUGUUGAAAUACGCCGGAUACUAUGGAGUGUUCUCUAUGGCCGCGUUCUUCCAAUUUAUCAAUUUGUGUUACGUUAUCUUUGUCAUCGAAGAUCAUAGAUGGUUAGAAAAUAAGGAUAAGAAAAAGCGGACAGGAUGCACCGGAUUUCUUCUGGAAUUUUUCGAUUUCCACAGUCUCAAGGACACGAUGCAUAUAGCAUUCAAGAAAGGUUCUAAUAAUAGGAGAUUAAGGAUAUGCCUGGUUUUGACUGUGGUCUGUCUGAGUUUUGGACCUUUAUGGGGUGAACUGAGUAUAAUGUAUAUUUUUGCACGCUACCGCUUCAAUUGGGACGAAGUGAAGUACAGCAUUUACUCGACUUACAAUCUCGUUACGCAUUCUAUAGGUACAAUGUUUUGUAUCAGCGUGAUAAGCAAGAAGCUAGGGGUUGAUGACGCCGUUCUAGGAAUGAUUUCGACGGCGAGUAAGAUAGGAGGUGCUUUCGUUUUAGCCUUUGCUAGAACCGACCUCGAAGUCUAUAUGGCUCCUCUCGUUGAAAUAUUGAACGGGACGACAACAAUAGCCCUGCGGUCGAUCGCAUCUAAAUUGGUAUCGCAUCAAGAAUUAGGUAAGGUGUUUUCGUUGUUCGGGGUAGCGGAGACGAUGAUGCCUCUGAUAUUUUCGCCGCUGUAUUCCCGCGUGUAUAUAUUAACGCUACACGUGCUGCCUGGCGCGGUGUUCCUGCUCAGUGUGCUGGCCACUUUACCGGCAUUCGGAAUAUUCGUAUGGUUCUACAGUCAACAUAUGAAAGAUAAAAGAAAGAAAAGAUUGACCAUACCGGCACUAAGCACGUUACCAGAAACUCAAACAUAAUAUACUCAUCAAUAUAUAAUACGUAUAUUUCGAUUUUAGUAUGCACUAGAAAAUAUUAAGAAACCCAUGAAAACUUGAUCAAAAAAUAAAUGUAUCUUUUUAGGAAGUCUAAGCUAAAUAUUUGUUUAAUGAUCUGUGUCCAUUGACAAAAUUUAAAAUGUUUUUAAUUGAUGUUUGAAAAUUAUUAUCUGUGAAACAGCCAGUACUACCUAGUUGAUAAAAGUCUAAUAUUUGUUUAACAAGGCGAGUCAUCUGGUUGUAUUUAGCAUAUCUCAGUACAAUGACUAUAUAGUCAUGCGAUACAUAUUUCCCAGAUAGUCCAAUAGAAAAAACUUAAAGCCCGGCGGUUGGAAGAAUUUGUUCCUGCCGUCUGUCAGUUGGUCAUGACAGAUGAAAUAAAUGUCGACGUAAGUUCGUUAAAGAGAAGUAAGGAUUUA
This is a messenger RNA of Vanessa tameamea, 2207 nucleotides long. Its product is annotated as proton-coupled folate transporter-like. The transcript is spliced from 7 exons. The coding region runs from base 241 to 1770 and encodes 509 amino acids. NCBI's taxonomy places the organism in Eukaryota, Metazoa, Arthropoda, Insecta, Lepidoptera, Nymphalidae. The record is from RefSeq and is a predicted model, not a curated record. Gene Ontology annotation, cellular component: membrane. Gene Ontology annotation, molecular function: transmembrane transporter activity. Gene Ontology annotation, biological process: transmembrane transport.